ACCAUGAGUUGCCAACUGAACAUCAAGUCUGGUGGCAACAAGGGUGACUUCAGUGGGUACUCAGCAAUGGUGCCAAGGAAGUCUGUGGGCACUGCGGCUUCUUGCAGUGCAGCUGGCAAAGGGGCUGGGGCUAGCUUCGGCAGUCAGAGCCUCUACAGUCUCGGAGGGAAUCCACGUAUUUCCCUCAAUGUGGCUGGUGCCGGUGUUUGGACUGGAGGCUACAGCUUUGGGCUUGGCUCUGGGCAUGCAGGGGGCCAGGCCAGUGGCUUUGCUGGCAGCAUGUUUGGCAGCGUAGCCCUGGGACCUGUGUGCCGAUCCAUGUGCCCACAAAGGGGCAUCCAUCAGGUCACUGUCAACAAGAGCCUGCUGGCUCCCCUCAAUGUGGAGCUAGACCCUGAGAUCCAGAAAGUGCGCACCCAGGAACGGGAGCAGAUCAAGGCUCUGAACAACAAAUUUGCUUCCUUCAUUGACAAGGUGCGGUUCCUGGAGCAGCAGAACAAGGUGCUGGAGACUAAGUGGAACCUGCUGCAGCAGCUGGACCUGAACAACUGCAAGAACAACCUGGAGCCCAUCCUUGAGGGCUACAUCAGCAACCUGCAGAAGCAGCUGGAGAUGCUGACCGGGGACAGCGUAAGGCUAGACUCGGAGCUGAGGAUCACGCAUGACCUGGUGGAGGACUACAAGAAGAGAUAUGAGAUGGAGAUUAGCAGGCGCACAGCAGCUGAGAAUGACUUUGUGGUACUCAAGAAGGAAGCAGACGCAGCUUACGCGGCCAAGGUGGAGCUACAAGCCAAAGUGGACUCUCUGGACAAAGACAUCAAGUUCCUCAAGUGUCUAUAUGAUGCGGAGAUCACCCAGAUCCAGACCCACGUCAGCGAGACCUCUGUCAUCCUCUCCAUGGAUAACAACCGGGACCUGAACCUGGACAGCAUCGUCGCAGAGGUCAAGGCCCAGUACGAGGACAUUGCCCAGAGGAGCAAGGCCGAGGCCGAGGCCCUGUACCAGAGCAAGAUCCAGGAGCUGCAGCUGGCAGCUGACUGGCACAGUGAUGACCUUAAGGACACCAAAAACGAGAUGUCAGAGCUGAACCGGCUUAUCCAGAGGACCCGGUCUGAGAUUGGCAACGCGAGGAAGCAGUGCUCCAGCCUGGAGACGGCCAGCGUGGAGGCCGAGCAGCAGGGGGACAACGCCCUCAAGGAUGCCCGGGCCAAGCUGGACGGGCUGGAGGGCACCCUGCACCAGGCCAAGGAGAAGCUGGCUGGGAUGCUGCGCGAUCACCAGGACCUGAUGAACCUAAAGGUGUCCCUGGACAUGGAGAUCUCCAUCUACCGCAAGCUGCUGGAGGGUGAGGAGAGCAGGAUGUCUGGUGAGACUCCAUCCUCUGUGAGCAUCUCCGUCAUCAGCAGCAGCGGCGGAACCAGCUACAGCUACCAGCCCAGCACCAUAAGGGCUGACCCCAGGGUCAGCAGAGGGGCCAGCAGCAACCCCAGUGCCCGAAGUGGGGGGUCCAAGAUCAAAGGGGCACGAGCAGGGGCCCCCAAGGAUUCCCCAGUCGCAACCCCAGUCAGGAAGGCCACCCAAUAA
Molecule: messenger RNA, 1584 nt
Organism: Choloepus didactylus (southern two-toed sloth)
Lineage: Eukaryota; Metazoa; Chordata; Mammalia; Pilosa; Megalonychidae
Product: keratin, type II cytoskeletal 74-like
Exons: 9
Coding region: 4-1584 (526 amino acids)
Biological process (GO): intermediate filament organization; keratinization
Cellular component (GO): keratin filament
Molecular function (GO): structural constituent of skin epidermis
Source: RefSeq, a predicted model, not a curated record